AUGUCGGAUCGCGAGUUUGGAGGCAACGAUGACCUCUCGCUGCCCAAAGCGACCGUCCAGAAAAUCAUCAACGAGAUCCUCCAGAAUGACCCCGGCAUGAGCUUCGCCAAGGAGACGCGCGACCUCUUGAUCGAGUGCUGCGUCGAAUUCAUCACCAUGAUCUCCUCCGAGGCCAACGACAUUGCGGAGAAGGAAGCGAAGAAGACCAUAGCGUGCGAGCACGUCAAGGCCGCGCUGGAGGACUUUGGCUUCGGCAACUACGUCAACGACAUUAUGCAAGUCGCUGCGGACCAGCGAAAGCAGCAGGCGAAUCGCGAGAAGAAGCAGAGCAAGAUUGAGCAGAGCGGGCUCUCGGAGGAAGAGCUGAUACGGCAGCAGCAGGAACUCUUCAGAUCCGCGACCGACAAGUUCAACUCUGGUCCUCAGGAGUCCAUGUGA
Molecule: messenger RNA, 438 nt
Organism: Aplosporella prunicola CBS 121167
Lineage: Eukaryota; Fungi; Ascomycota; Dothideomycetes; Botryosphaeriales; Aplosporellaceae
Exons: 4
Coding region: 1-438 (145 amino acids)
Biological process (GO): positive regulation of transcription by RNA polymerase II; negative regulation of transcription by RNA polymerase II; RNA polymerase II preinitiation complex assembly
Cellular component (GO): negative cofactor 2 complex
Molecular function (GO): protein heterodimerization activity; TBP-class protein binding; general transcription initiation factor activity
Source: RefSeq, a predicted model, not a curated record